Molecule: messenger RNA, 2177 nt
Organism: Trachymyrmex septentrionalis
Lineage: Eukaryota; Metazoa; Arthropoda; Insecta; Hymenoptera; Formicidae
Gene: Task6
Product: two pore potassium channel protein sup-9
Exons: 7
Coding region: 908-2011 (367 amino acids)
Biological process (GO): stabilization of membrane potential; potassium ion transmembrane transport
Cellular component (GO): membrane
Molecular function (GO): potassium ion leak channel activity
Source: RefSeq, a predicted model, not a curated record
UUCUUCCUCUUCCUCCUAAUCACGUCUCGCGUCGCCCUCGCCAUCGGCGACGUUCGUCGUUGCCGUCGUCAUCGUCACCGUCGUCGGCUCCGAUCGCGACGUCGCGCUCAUUGACACGGCCCGAUCGUCGCCCCCGAGAGCAAGGAGAAGGUGCUGUAGAAAAGGGAGGCCGCCGACGAAGGAUUUCUCCUGCCGGCGUGACCGAGGAGAAGAGGGGGAGAGAGAGAGAGAGAGAGAGAGGGGAAGAGAGGGAGAGAGAGAGACAGGCAGACAGAGAUAGAAAGAGGGAGAGGACAAACGGACAGGUGGACCAAGAUAGAAAGGGCAGAAAGGUAGACGGGGAAGGAACGAGGGAUAUAGUUCAAGAUAGAGACCGACCGACCGACCGAUCAGUGGAAGAGGUGUUGCUCAAGUAGUGCUCUGUGUAUGGUGCAGUGCGGUGCUGUGCUCGAGAGAGAGAAUGGCGUGGACGGAUUUCGCGUGUAUCUCGCCGUGACGUGGGAAGUCGGCUCUGAAAGCGUGGGGUGUUAAGCCGAGGAAUGGAGGGAACGUGGCAGUGGGAGCAGCGAAAGCACUGCCAUAUCAUUCUGCUCAACUCUUCGUCGUACCUAAAGGAGAACCCGGAACAAGUUACAGCUUUGAUAGGACAAGUAGACGCGACAGUUUCAGAUGAACGAAAACGACUGCAUGAUUGCUACGGCAAGGAAGCGGAUAUUCUGAAAACAAGGGAUCGUGUGCCAAGUCUGUAGCGUUUGAUAAGGAAGAGAAGGGCCCCCGUCAAGUAUCACUUUCGAAGGGGAAGAGAGAAGGGGGUCAUCAUGGGCCCAGCAACCCAAAUUGUAUCUCACUGAGCGAUGCAAGUAAUUAGGGCCGGGGCCCUGCUAGUGAGCAUGUGGCUCACUAGAGAAUGAAGAAGCAAAACGUCCGGACUUUAUCAUUAAUCGUCUUCACGCUUACCUAUCUCCUCGUCGGUGCUGCAAUCUUCGACGUGCUCGAGUCCGAGACGGAGAAAUUACGCAAAGAAGCGUUAGAUGCCAUUGAGAAAAUGGUUAUACGAAAAUACAAUAUAAGCGAGGACGACUUCAAGAUCAUGGAAACAGUGGUGCUGAAGACGGAACCUCACAAAGCUGGCCAACAGUGGAAGUUCGCUGGCGCGUUUUAUUACGCUACAACAGUCCUCACCACGAUAGGUUACGGACACUCAACGCCGACUACCAUAUACGGCAAAUUGUUCACGAUGUGUUACGCGAUCAUUGGUAUCCCAUUAGGACUUGUAAUGUUUCAGAGUAUAGGAGAACGCGUGAAUAAGUUCUCGUCUGUCGUGAUACGAAGUGUAAAAACGCUUCUAAACUGUAGAAACGUCCAGGCCUCGGAGAUAAAUCUCAUCUGCGUGGUAACGACGUUGUCGUGCUUGACUAUCGCCGGCGGCGCCGCUGCGUUCUCCAGGUACGAGGGGUGGUCCUACUUCGAUUCCAUUUACUAUUGCUUCAUUACUUUGACGACAAUCGGUUUCGGCGACAUGGUCGCGCUGCAGAAGGAUAAUGCGCUCAACAAGAAGCCUGAGUAUGUGAUGUUUGCCCUAAUAUUUAUUCUCUUCGGCUUGGCGAUCGUGGCGGCCUCGCUUAAUUUACUGGUUUUGAGAUUCGUGACUAUGAAUACGGAGGAUGAAAGACGAGACGAAGCCGAAGCGUUACAGGCGGCCCAGGGCGCGGUGCGUCUCGAAGGCGAUGUGAUAACGGCAAACGGCUCGAUACUGUCCGGCCAAAUUGGCAAUCACGGGAACGCAAUGUCGUUGGACGACGAAGCGUCGGUGUGCAGCUGCCGCUGCAGCGGCUUCCAGAGGAAGCGGCGGAGACCACGUUUCACGGUGCGCCGUUCGCCGGGCAAGAUCUCACACUUGCUGCCAAUGCAACAGCUGUCGGCGUUGAGCGUGCGGGGCGACCCGCGGACGUCGCAGUAUUCUUCGAUGUUGCCGUUACCGCCACUGUAUCAGCACCGUGCCAGCAUCUGACGUCGUUGUUCUGCCGCGAGGAGUGUGAUACUCCUCGACGAGCAGCAGCAUCACUAUUACGAGCAGCCGCGGCGGGUGUCCGUCUGAGGGGAGCGUGUGCCUCUGCCUGGCAGCUGGCGACUUCAACGAAUUUCAAUCGUCGUCGAGACGCUAUUAUCACCGCCAC